GUCGGAUCUCGGACGAGAGCCUGCAAACCCUAGUCCCACUCGCUUCACUCUUCUUCCCCGCGGCAGGCCCCAAAUCCAGUUCCCCUCUCCCAUUCCCACCGCCGGCCGGCCGCCACAUCCGCGCCAAUGGCCACGCCACCCACCGCCGACGAGCCUCCCCCUCCGCCUAAUCCUGACGGAGACGCCCCCUCCCCGCCCACGGACGCCGAAUCCCCCCCGCCGCUCCCGGAGGCCGACGCCCCUGCCGCGCCGCCCCCGGACGCCGACGCCGACGCCCCGCCUCUGCAGCAGCCGCACCUCCCGGACGGCAUCCUGGAGGACAUCUUCCUGCGGCUCACGACGGCGGGGGACGUCGCGCGGGCGUCGGCCGCCUGCGCCUCCUUCCGGGCCAUCACGUCCGCGCUCCCGUUCCGGCGCCGAUUCCGCGCGCUCCACAGGGCCCCGGUCCUCGGCUUCCUCCGGGAGGACUUCUACGCCGCCCGCCCGCCGCACCCCUCCGCCCCGGCCGCGCGCGCCCUCGCGCGGGCCGCCGACUUCGCCUUCUCCUUCCUCCCCGACGACGCCGCCUGCUGGAGCCCCCGCGACGCGCGUGACGGCCGCGUGCUCUUCUCCGCGGUCCCCAGCUCCCACGGCCGCGGCAGCUUCGCCGACGCUACCUCCACCACCUUUGUUGACCUCGUCGUCGCCGACCCGCUCUUCCGCCGCUGCGUCCGCGUCCCGCCCGUCCCCGACGACCUGGCGGCCCCCGUCCUGCGGUGGGGCAUGCUCGACUUCGAGCCCUUCCUUGCGCCGGCCAGCGCCGAGGACCUGCGCGACGAGGGCGUGCCCUUUAGGGUCAUCGGCAAGGUGCUGUGCGAGGACAGGGUCGCCGUGUUCGUCUUCUCCUCGCACACCGGCGAGUGGCGCAGCUACGGCUCAAGCGAGUUGUCCAACGACUUCGCGCUGGAUGCCUUGUACGAGCGGCGCCACUAUGUGCAGGGCUGCUUCUGCUGGCUGUUGGAGUGGAUGGAGAAGCUGCUCAUGCUUGACGCCGGCACGAUGGAGUUCUCCAUUGUCGACCUCCCGCCUGGCAACGACGAGAGGCGGUUCGCCAUUCUGGAGGCAGGGCAGGGCAGGAUUGGGCUGCUCAAUAUUGGUAGAAACACAUUGGACUUGUACUACAAGACCUGGCCAGGCAAACGCAAUGAAGAGUGGCAACACGAAACGAAAGAUCACCCAUUGCCCGACUAUCACUGGCGCAUCAUAGGUUCUGAUGAGGAGUACUUGCUCCUGAGAGGGAUUUCGCUUGAUUGGCCCUGGUUCGGGAGUGCUUCAUCAGAGAGUCCGGAUAUUGAGUAUUUUGCACUGGAGCUCAAGGCAUUGCAACUCGAGAGGAUGUAUGUGUCCAAGCACAAAAUGUUGCAUGCUCACCUGUACAGGGGCUACCCGCCGCAGAUCUCGGCACCAACUCUAUGAACUGUGGUUUCAGGUUUGCAAUAUUGCUAUCACUUUUACAUUGCUGCCAUACAGACUAUGACAACUGUUAUCUCAUUAACACUUUUAGUAAAUUUGAUAUAGUAGAUGAAAACAACUUGGUAUUAUUGCUUCACUUAUUCGGUAGUGAGCAAAUGGAGAGAGUUUUAAUUGAUUUUCAAGAAAUGUUCAGGAUAGUGGUAACUGGUACCAUCUCGGUCAGGUGCUGAAUAGGGAUCAAUAGGCGAAUUGGCCAUUUAACUGCAUUUAUCGGUAGGUUAACUAGGGCCAUACCAAACAUGUAGCUAUGUGUUAGCCAUAUUCUGCUUGUCCCUCUACUAUCCUUUUUGUCUUUUCUUUCUGCAUAAGUCACAUUUGGGCUGUCCUCACCGCUGGUAAGCUGAUGCCCAUUCGCCCACUAUUGUUCCAGCGGUGGGUGUGUAAAAAGCCCCCCCCCCCCCCCCCCCCCCCCCCCCCCCCCCUCCUCCCUGUGCAAGCACUCUUCUUCCCCUUCUCCAGCCGCCACCUUCUUCCUCUCUUCUCUUUCCCUUCCCAGAGCACGUCCCUAGCUCUUGCUUCCUCUCAUCCUCUGUCUAACACCGAGCACCUAUCAUCUCUCUGCUUCUCUCCAUCCUGAGGGAGUUGCGCCGCCGUGGGAACUGACCGGUGGCUGCUUGAAUCAUGAGCGGGAGCCCGAAUCCCCCCGCCCCCCGCCCCCCCAACCGUAAGAAGUGAAGCAGCUGGAGAUGUGCACGGGCUGGAAAAUUUGGGCUCUAGCAGCCCAAAACUGCCAGCCCAGUUCAUCGCUGCUCACCCAAAAUUUUGGUCUGACAACCGAUUUUUCGGCCUGUCAGACUGAUUACCUGCCUGGGCAAUUUUCUCAGCUGAAUAGGUUUUUCGCAUCGGCCACCCUCCGAGACAUGAUUAACUAGACACGAUUGACUGGCCAGUUGACUGUUAUCUCGGCCGAUAUUUGGAACACUGUUUUAAAGCAUAUUUGAUAUUCCCUCCGUCCACAAAAGUACAUUGUAUUUGACUAUUAGCAAUGGGCCCAGUAAAAUGAAUAGGCUAAAUUAUCAUCAUUCCUUUCUCUUGCUCCAAAGUGCCCGUGCAUGUUUUCUUUCCAAAGAGGCAACUCUGCUGAUGGGAGUAAUAGUUUGGGGGCAUAAUAGGAAAUGUGGAUUAAAAUGUCUACAAUAUUGUGAAUAGAGCAUAGUGAAGUACAAAAAAUGGCCAAGUGACCUACAUUUAUUUGGAAGGGAGUAACUGAUUAGCUGUACACACUUCUCUUUAGCUUCUACAUGACCAUUUUCGUGGCUGUGACACUUCUCCAUGCCAAAGAUAUAGCAGGAAAAAUGGUUCCGGUGCCAUGUACAUCCUUUUUUUUUUAAUAUAGAACAGUGGGAGCCUUUCCUGCUGUAAGUUAUCAAAAAAGAAAGUUGAUAUUAUUUUCUGGAAAGAUACAUGUGGCAACUUGAUAAUCUGCCCUAAAUCCGAGAUUCUGUUCCUGUAAUGCCUUUGAUGAGCAUCUUUGCCAUUUCAUGUUGUGAUUUUGUCUUCUUUUGCCAAAAACUAGGGCAAUGGUCUCAGGUUGGAAAUUGAGUGGUGGCGUGUUGUCUAUUGCAGGUUACAUAUCCUUGGUCCUUGAAUGUGGAGAAGUGGCUA
Messenger RNA from Triticum urartu, 3117 nucleotides. Lineage: Eukaryota; Viridiplantae; Streptophyta; Magnoliopsida; Poales; Poaceae. The record is from RefSeq and is a predicted model, not a curated record.